GUUUUGCUGGCAGCUGGGGCUUAGAGCGUUAUUUCUGAGGGCCCUUGAAACAUUUUUGUUUCUAGUUUAUAUCGAAGGCCUCGACUUCGUGUUACAAGGCUUCAUAUCCUACUUUUUCCUUGAGCUCGGCUGUCUCGGAGAACUGCAGGAGGGGAGAUGGUUAGGAUACUUCGCAAUGCCGCUGUGGCUUGCGCUGUGGCUGGUGCCGUGAAUGCAGCGACACCGGAGCAAUGGAGGUCAAGAUCAAUCUUUCAGGUUCUUACUGAUCGAUUUGCUCGGUCGGAUGGGAGCACCACGGCCUCGUGUAAUACAGCGGACGGGAACUACUGUGGAGGGUCAUGGCGAGGAAUCAUCAACCAGCUUGACUACAUACAGAAUAUGGGGUUCACCGCAAUAUGGAUCUCUCCCGUCACCUACCAGAUCCCGGAACGCACGGUGUUCGGUUAUGCAUAUCACGGCUACUGGCAGGAGAAUCUGUACAUGCUAAAUGACCACUUUGGUACCGCGGAUGAUCUCAAAGCACUCAGCCAGGCGCUCCAUGAUAGAGGAAUGUAUCUCAUGGUCGACGUGGUCCCGAAUCACAAUGCCUGGAACGGUAGCGCAGACGCCGUCGACUAUUCCAGAUACUACCCCUUCAACGACAAGAAGUACUUCCACGACUAUUGUCCAAUCAGCAAUUACUCCGACCAAACCAUGGUCGAGAAUUGCUGGCUAGGCGACAGCAACGUGGAGCUUCCGGACUUGAGGACCGAAGAUCAAGCCGUACGUGAUGAGUACAACAACUGGAUCAAGGAGCUGGUCUCCAAUUACUCGAUCGACGGCUUACGUCUCGACACUGUCAAACAUGUCGGUAAAGACUUUUGGUCGUCUUUCAACCAAGCAGCAGGAGUCUUCUGCACUGGCGAAGUCCUAGCAGGAAACCCGGAUUACGUCUGCGACUACCAGAACUACCUGGACAGUCUCCUAAACUACCCGGCUUACUACCCCUUUAUGGGCUUCCUCAACUCUACACAAGGAAAUACAGUCUCUUUACUCCGGGCCGUCGAACAGCUAAAGACAGAGUGCAAAGACGUCUCCGUCCUCGGCACAUUUACCGAAAACCACGAUCUCCCAAGAUUCGCAUCCCAAACCCAAGAUCUAUCCCUUGCAAAGAACGCGCUCGCGCUUACCAUUCUCUGGGAUGGCAUACCGAUCGUCUACGCCGGCCAAGAACAGCACUACUCCGGCUACGCUGACCCUGCCAAUCGCGAGGCUACAUGGCUGGCAAAGUACUCGCGCCGCUCGCCUCUCUACGAGCUCAUUGCGUCCGUCAACCAAGUCCGCAACCAGGCCCUGUCUAUCGACGCCAACUACGCGACAUACAACGUCUGGGCGAUCUACAAUGACACCAACACGGCUGCGCUCCGCAAGGGGUUUGACGGCAAGCAGAUCAUCUCCGUCUUCACCAAUAAGGGGAACAGCUCUGCGAGCUGGACGCUGAGUCUGGGGAACACGGGAUGGAGUGCGGGAACUACGGUGUAUGAGAUUUUGACGUGCAACCAGGUCACUGUCUCCGGCGAUGGGACUCUCGCGGUCCCCAUGGAGGAGGGCGUUCCCCGGAUAUACUUCUCAAUGCAGGCUGCGAGUGGGAGUGGGAUCUGUGGGAGCAUGGCGGACGGAACGACGACGGGUGCUGCCGCGCCUAGCUCGACGAAGGAGAGCGUAGGAGCUGCGGGCCGGAAGGCUAAGAAGACAAGGAAGCAGGUGGCUGCUGUCGCCGGUGCCAUUGCUGCGGCUGCGGGUGCGAUAUAAGAGUCUCAGACGGUGGAUUAUGGCCAAUCUCCGCUGUGUUU
Molecule: messenger RNA, 1832 nt
Organism: Trematosphaeria pertusa
Lineage: Eukaryota; Fungi; Ascomycota; Dothideomycetes; Pleosporales; Trematosphaeriaceae
Product: glycoside hydrolase family 13 protein
Exons: 5
Coding region: 157-1791 (544 amino acids)
Biological process (GO): carbohydrate catabolic process
Molecular function (GO): calcium ion binding; alpha-amylase activity
Source: RefSeq, a predicted model, not a curated record